GUUCAGGCUAGCUUGCGCGGUCGUGUCAUUCAAGUUUGCGUGCAGAAGAAUGACUAAUAAUAUCAAUGUCGAUAGGAGCAUCUAAGAUUUAUGUCUGAGAGGUUCAUUAUUUCAAAGGAGCCGUUCGUUAAUAUCGUUCAGUGCAGGGUAUUUACUACGAACGCAGCGCGGUGUCAGUUAGGUUUAUGUUGGUGAAGCACAACUGGGAAAAUGCAAACGUAAGCCAGGCCAGAUAGCUGAACGCUGGCUGGCUGUAAUUCAACCACACGGGAGCAUAAAUGAUUUCAUGAACGAAUUUGCAGAGUUGGUCUUCAACAGUGGUGAAGAUGCGGAAGGACGUCAGAAUAUUACUGGUGGGAGAGCCCAAGGUGGGGAAGACUUCCCUGAUCAUGUCCCUGGUCAGCGAGGAGUUCCCACAGGUGGUGCCCUACCGGGCUGAAGAGAUCACCAUACCGGCAGACGUCACCCCAGAGAGAGUUCCUACACACAUAGUAGACUACUCAGAGGCAGAACAAACAGAUGAGCAGUUGUCUUCAGAGAUAUCGAAGGCCAAUGUGAUUUGCAUAGUGUACGCCGUCAACAACAAGAAGUCCAUUGAGAAGGUGACCAGCCAUUGGAUUCCACUUAUAAAUGAAAAUACAGACAAGGACAGCAGGGUUCCUGUCAUCCUGGUCGGGAACAAGUCUGACCUGGUGGAACACAGCAGCAUGGAGACCAUCCUGCCUGUCAUGAACCAGUACACUGAGAUAGAGACAUGUGUGGAGUGUUCAGCAAAGAACCUGAAGAACAUAUCUGAGUUGUUUUACUACGCCCAAAAGGCUGUCCUGCACCCCACUGGCCCUUUAUACUGUCCAGAGGAGAAACAGAUGAAGCCUGCUUGCAUCAAAGCGCUGACUCGCAUCUUCAAGGUGUCAGACCUGGACAACGAUGGGAUUCUCAAUGAUAACGAGCUCAACUUCUUCCAGAGGACAUGCUUCAAUGCCCCACUGGUAUCCCAGGCCCUGGAGGAUGUGAAGAACGUUGUGAGGAAGAACGUGAGCGACGGUGUGUGUGACAACGGCCUCACUCUCAAAGGGUUCCUGUUCCUCCACACCCUCUUCAUCCAGAGGGGGAGACAUGAGACCACCUGGACGGUCCUCAGGAGGUUCGGCUACGAUGACGACCUGGAACUCCACCAGGACUACCUGUUCCCACUCACGUUGAAAGUACCUCCAGACUGCACCACUGAGCUGAAUCACAAUGCCUACCUCUUCCUCCAGAGUGUCUUCGACAAACAUGACAAGGACCGGGACUGUGCCCUGUCCCCAGAGGAGCUGAAGGACCUGUUUGACGUGUUCCCCUACAUGCCCUGGGGUCCCGACGUCAACAACACGGUGUGCACCAAUGACGAAGGCUGGAUCACCUACCAGGGCUACCUGUCCCAGUGGACGUUGACCACCUACCUGGAUGUCCAGCGCUGCCUGGAGUACCUGGGUUACCUUGGUUACUCCAUCAUCUCUGAGCAGGAGUCCCAGGCAGUGGCCAUCACAGUGACGAGGGACAAGAAGAUUGACCUGCAGAAGAAGCAGACCCAGCGCAGUGUGUUCCGCUGCAACGUCUUCGGGGACAGCGGCAGUGGCAAGAGUGGCUUCCUGCAAGCCUCCCUCGGAAGAAACCUCACGCGUCAAAACACUGUUAGCGAAGAGCACAUGUCCUACUAUGCUAUCAGCACAGCAUAUGUGUAUGGUCAGGAGAAAUACCUGCUGCUCCACGAGGUCUUCCCGGACUUUGACGUCCUCUCGGACACUGACCUGGCUUGUGACAUUGUGUGUCUGGUGUACGACGCCAGCAACCCCCACUCCUUCGAGUACUGCGCCAGAGUCUUCAAGCAGUACUUCAUGGACACCAAGACACCGUGCAUGAUGAUCGCUGCCAAGUCGGACCUCCAGGAGGCCAAGCAGCUCUACGCCCUCACCCCUCUGGAGUUCUGUAGGAAGCACAAGAUGCCCCCUCCGCAGGCCUUCACCUGCAACACGGCAGACGCACCCUGCAAAGACAUCUACACCAAACUCACCACCAUGGCCAUGCACCCUCACGCUCGGCUGCGCUGUAUGUGUACCUGUAACAGGUGCACCUUCUGCCACCUGCAGAACUUCAUCAACUCAGAGCUGGUGCAGACGGUGAAGGCCAAGCUCUACACCGCUAUUCUCAGCAGACAUGUGACACAGGCUGACUUGAAGAGCUCCACCUUCUGGUUGAGAGUGAGCGCGGGAGCCACUGUGUUCGCCGUGCUGGGAUUCGCCAUGUACAGAGUGCUGCUCAAACAACGGUGAUCCACCCACCACCGUGCAAAUCUAACCUCUGCGAUACUUGUACGCAAAUCUGUUUGUGCUGUUUUGCCAACUCCUAGGUCUAUAAGCGAAAAGCUAGGAUUCAUUCCAGUCUCCCAUUGACCUCAAUACAUGACUAAAUGAAAAUUCAACUUAAGUACAAGUUAGGAUUUGCCCCAUAGGAAAUAGGAGUUGGCAGGACCGCACAAACAGAUCUGGGACCAGGCUAAACCUUGUACCCUCUCCCAAUAAAUAUCUCUGUACGGUUAUAAAACAUCCAGUAUGUCCCCCAUGUGAUGAGGGGGGAAAAGCGAACUUUAUUUAGUUUUACACCUAGAGAUUUCACAAGAAAAUGACUGCUAUUGUUCUUUAUUUUGGUGUCUGCGCACUCAGUAUGUCUAUAUAUAAUAUUUAUAUUCAAAAUGUGAUUAUAUAAGUACUGAUGAAGCUCGUGAUUUCUUCUCUUUGCGCAAUAUAUAUAUAUAUAUAUAUAUAUAUAUAUAUA
Oncorhynchus masou masou (cherry salmon) is the source of this 2814-nucleotide messenger RNA. Its product is annotated as mitochondrial Rho GTPase 1-A-like. Gene Ontology annotation, cellular component: mitochondrial outer membrane. Bases 327 to 2312 code for a protein of 661 amino acids. The transcript is spliced from 20 exons. NCBI's taxonomy places the organism in Eukaryota, Metazoa, Chordata, Actinopteri, Salmoniformes, Salmonidae. Gene Ontology annotation, molecular function: GTP binding; GTPase activity; calcium ion binding. The record is from RefSeq and is a predicted model, not a curated record. Gene Ontology annotation, biological process: small GTPase-mediated signal transduction; mitochondrion organization.